UCGAAUUGUUGAAUCCUCAAAUCUGGAAGAGUCAACGCGAACGAUUUGCACCUUUGUAUUUCUUAAUCGAGUAAUGUCGAUUUGUUGUUGAAGCUUUUGCCUUUUAGUACAUCAGAUUCAUUUGGGGGGCGGGGGAGUGAAUGCCCAGUCUGUGUUUGGGGAAUUAAUAAACAUUAGUUAAUGGUGGAGUAUAUUUGUGGAUUUGUUCUUGUUCCGUGAGAUAAGGGAAUGGGAAUUUUAAGUCGAGACACUGAAAUCAGCAAUCCUUCCAUUCUUGAGCUAGCUUUUGGAGUUGAGUUAGACCCCAAAUUCAUUUCUCUACACAUAUCUUGUAGGAAUAGAUGUUAUAACUAAAAUAUAAAGCAUCAAUCUUUCUAUUCCCUUUUUUGUUUUGUUAAUUAUGUAAAUCAAUUUAUUCAGAAAAUGUAUUGGUACAAUCAAAGAAGAUUGGCUCAAAUGGAGGAGUGACUUAAGAGGUUUCUAAAAAAGUGAAUGUCAAGUUCUAUCGAAUGAUUGUGAACCAUUUAAUAUUAUGUGGGAAGGAAUGUUGGGCUUUUAAGAUCGAUGAAUGUGUGAUCAUACUAGAUUGGACGAAUUAGAAAUGAUCACGUUUGCUAAAGGGGACAAGUACAUGUAGAAAAUAGACUGAGGAAGAUUGCUCAAGAACAUAACACAGUGAAAACAAAUGGUCAAUAUAGUAUCAACUAGUUGGUAUUAGUUGUUUUACACUUCAAUCUAGUUUGGCAAGGUAUUCUUGUUUGUGUUAGACUUGUAUAUCAGUGUAGAGAUGAGUGUGAGAUUUUGGGAAAAUCUACUUUUAGAGAACUCCUUAUUUACCUUGAAAGAUGAUUUAGUUACUAAUAUUUACAUGAAGUGUGUCCAAAUUAGAAUGGCGUGGAUAUAGAGAACAUGUAUGUCAACCACAACUUGCUUGGUCUGGAGUAUUAUUGAUUGAUUUUUAAUAACAAGUGCAAUGUGAAUAAGUCUUCAAGUGUAUACAAUUCAAGAAGGAAGGAAAAGGUUUUACUAUCAUCCAAAAUGACAAAUGCUAGAUUUGAUGCUUCUUAGAUGAUUGUCCUUCAUCCAGUGAUAAAUUCCACUUAACCAGUUCAGUUUAGUUGUCUAAAAUUGUGUGUGAGGGGAGUGCAAAUCAUCCUAACAAAUUAACUGCUAACCUUAGAGGAGUUUAGUCAGGAGACUAUAAACACCAUCUUUAAAAGGUCCAAGAAAGUCUACUAGGUCUGGGGUUCUUAAACUGAAAUCACCAUCAGAAUCUCUAAAUCAUAGAUAUUUGUCAGUAUACAAAGAGAAAUUGUCAGAUCAUGGAACUUUGCAAAAUCUGGUUCUAAGAAACUGUGUUCAUCUAAUAUUAAUGUGAAUGAGCAGAGUUUUGGCUGUGUAAAAUACGUCAUUUUGCAAGGACAUCUUUCUGAAUCAUUGUCCCAAAAGAUUCCAGUGAAAUGCAUUCCUUCAGAAGCACUAGGAUCAGUGGCAGCUGCAGGCAACCCUGACCAAAACAUUAUUAUGGUGGAGUCUUCUAUAACCAGUAGUCACAGGGAUGAGAUGGAAUUCAGCCGAGUCAAUUGUCUUGUCUGGGUACUGCAUGAAUCUGCAAGAAGCUUUUCAGUUGCAGUACAGACCCUUGAAUUGGCUAAAAAUGGGCCUGAGCUUGCAAUGGCAUGGGUUGGGGUGGAUGUGCAUGCCUGGCAUAAAAGCAUCGCAUAUCAGGUAGCAAUUUAUGCUUUGUUCAAAGCAGCAAUAGAAGUGGAAGUGUUUCUUUCUCGCAAACGCAGCAACAAUGUUUCUUCUGUUCAUGAAAUUUUAUCCCCAAUCACCGACUUUCUUGGAGAGCGCAUUGAAAGUCAGUUGAAUUUGAGGAAUCCGAAGCUGGUGCAAUGGUUUAGAACACUGGAGUUGCCACGGAUUGCAGGAAUGUUCAUUCCCCUAUUCAAGAAAUGGUCUGUGGACUAUGCAGGAAGUGGUGUUGCAGGAAAUAUCUUGGCAAUAAGUUGUUGCACAGCAGUACGGAAAUUAGGUUCAGGACGAGUUUCUUGUCCGUUGUGUUCAGCUUCAGUUGAAGAUGCUCUAGUAGAGCUCAUGAACUUGUCACAUAGACUUGUUUCAAUUGAUAAAUUGCACUAUUUAGCUACUGAGGCUGGAUUCGAAGAAGACUUCUUGUUCCAUUUUGGUAGAAAAGUUCUGCCAAGUAACAAUAUUGAAGAUGUAGAAUUUUGGAUAGGAUUGGUUCAACGAAAACUCAGUAAUGCAUUUCACAGAGAAAAUGUGAUUGCAGACAAGCAUAAUUUUCACGACAAGGUUCAAGAAAAUAGUUUAGCUACCCUGGGACUUUUUGCAUAUCUGGGAAGAGAGACAAGAUUGUUCCUCUCGGAAAUGGGUGUAAAGGAUCUUGAUGAGCAAACUAGAGAUUUUCUGAGUUACUUAGAAUGUGGUAGCCUUCUUAUGCAUCCAGAAUUCUCCACUCUCUCUGAGUAUCAGCUCUUCAUGGAGGUAGUAGCCAAUGAAAUUGGAUGGCUCGACUUUUAUGCUGAAUCUGCUAGCAAGUUUUGUGUCAAAAGAAGAUCCAAACAACAUCCAAUUCAAGCGGAAAAAGAAAUAAUUUUGUACACUGUUUUAACUGUAUGCUAUGAUGUUAUAGCUGGAUUCGCCCACUAUAACAAUUCUGCGCAGCAGCCAUUAGAUGCAAAGUUACUGGACUUCUUGCUUCAGAGUCAGAGUCUGCUGUCUGUGUGUCUGGAGGACUACUGGGCAGCUUAUGAUAGAACAGGAGAAGUGCAAAAAUUUGCUGAUAGAAGUGCAUCUGAUCAGGCAGCAUCUUUGUUUAGUAAAGGUGGAAUGGGUUCAUCCAUCAUAUUGGACGUGAAAGAGAAGCCAAUAUAUCAAUAUAGAUCCAGAUUGAAUCAGGCCACCAGCUCUGCUGUGAUGGACCCUGUGACACUGGUGGAGUCGGAAUGCUCUACUGCACCCAAACCAAUGCAUGAAAAUUUACUAAGAAAAUCUACGACCAAGCUGAUAUCUGCAAGUGUUGAUUUCUGGAUGGGUACUGAAUUGCUCUUUACAGACGUAUCGGAUGCUUUAGAGCUACUUAUAAAGCAGUUGAAAGGCCGUCAACUCACCAAAAGGGAGAGAAAGAAAAUGAAGAGAACGCUGGGUGAUAUAGCUACCCUUGUUCCCAUAACCAUCUUAAUGCUAAUCCCUGUUUCCGCAGUGGGUCAUGCAGCAAUGCUAGCGGCAAUCAAGAAAUAUGUUCCAAGUUUGAUUCCUUCUCCGUUUUCUUCUGAAAGGCUUGAUCUAAUGAAACAAUUAAAGAGAACGAAGAAGAAAGAAGUCCAAGCUCGAAGCAGCAUAGACAACCCUUCUUCUAAAGUUGUAGAGUGAAUGCAAGCUGCGGGAAACAACCUUAUUAUCAUGGUGUUGGUGCAGCUUAACUUCUGUAGAGUGGCAAGAGGCGUUGCACAUAUACCUUAUAAUAGCCAAUGCAAGAAACUAUCAGUAAGAGGAAACAGAAACAACGCUUUUUCACAAGCACAUGUACACACAGAUCCUGCUAAAUUUAGUUCUAGAGAAAGCAACUUUGUUUUUGAUCAACUGUAUUUUCUCUAGGCGUCAUCUGACAAUUGUUCAUAUUUAUCCAUGGUUUAAAAUGAAGCUUUCGAGUUCCUAAAUUUCUUGCA
Molecule: messenger RNA, 3692 nt
Organism: Solanum pennellii
Lineage: Eukaryota; Viridiplantae; Streptophyta; Magnoliopsida; Solanales; Solanaceae
Exons: 14
Coding region: 1525-3396 (623 amino acids)
Biological process (GO): intracellular monoatomic cation homeostasis
Cellular component (GO): mitochondrial inner membrane
Molecular function (GO): ribosome binding
Source: RefSeq, a predicted model, not a curated record